This is a messenger RNA of Plasmopara halstedii, 384 nucleotides long. RefSeq lists its product as uncharacterized. The record is from RefSeq and is a predicted model, not a curated record. NCBI's taxonomy places the organism in Eukaryota, Oomycota, Peronosporomycetes, Peronosporales, Peronosporaceae. The transcript is spliced from 2 exons. The coding region runs from base 1 to 384 and encodes 127 amino acids.
AUGGCAGCAAGGAAAAGUAUAAAAUACACUGACCUGCAGGAAAUGGACGCCGAGACUGGACUUGCUCAAUUGCAAGCUAUAUCGUGCUUAAUUGAUAAGCGCAUCAAUACGCCGAUUCAAAUGAAUGGAAACCCAGUGCCGAACUAUCAUGAAUUUUCUUCUCAGAUGAAAUGUAUAAUAAAGGAGUCUCAAGUGGUGAAAUCUCAGCUGUUGUGGUCACGAAGUAGUGGUAUCGUAACACAAUCUAGUGAUUCCGGUAUCAGCAUAAGGAUCUUACGAACAAGAUUACUGCAGGGAGCAUUGACAUGGCAAUUUAGUAAUAGCGGUCAUCAAGUUAUUGACUCAGAUGCACUGCGCUUGUAUGUGCAGCUGAAACUCCUUUGA